Molecule: messenger RNA, 2130 nt
Organism: Sorghum bicolor (sorghum)
Lineage: Eukaryota; Viridiplantae; Streptophyta; Magnoliopsida; Poales; Poaceae
Exons: 12
Coding region: 378-1520 (380 amino acids)
Source: RefSeq, a predicted model, not a curated record
AAAAAGAGAACAGUGAGUUGAAAGGUAGGAUUGUAGAUCUCUAUCAAAAUAGUAGCCUAAUUUGUUUUGGUUGGUUAUUUUUCACAGACCGACUGGCGACCGCACCGAAAGCGCAAAUUUGGCGGACAGGGAAGAAAAAGAAAAAGGUUGAUGUGCUCCCUUCACCUUCUUCUUCUUCUUCUUCUUCUUCCUCCUCGUCCGCAGUCAGCCAGUCCCCCUGACCCUGAGCGGAGCCGGAGCGCCACCUUCCUCCUCCUUUCUUCUAGAAAGAACGAACUAGAACCCUCCAUCCAGAGCCUUCAAGCCCAGACCUUCCCACCCUUGAAGCUCUCUCCAGUCUCCGCUGCCGCCGCCGCGCCGGCCCCGGCCUUGGCGACAUGAAGCACCAGCCGCCGCCGCCGCCGCGCCGCUGGGGCGUCGUGGCGGCGGUCGUCGCGCUCGUCCUCCUCGCCUGCCUCCAGAUCCAGUACCAGCACCUCAAGGUGGAUCUCGGCAAGGCCGGCUUUGCCUCUGCCACGCAAGAGAAUAACGCGAUCCCCAGUCGCAAUCGCAUUCGCUGGGGGACCGCCAGGACCAGGAAGGCAGCCACCGGCGCUGACUCCUUGCCGCGCGGGAUUGUCCAGCGCCACUCCGACAUGUCCCUCCGCCCGCUCUGGGAGGACGACGCUGCUUCCACCCACAAGAAUAAAAAUGGUGACCACAGUGCUCUCCUCGCCAUGGCAGUCGGCAUCUCCCAAAUAAAAAACGUUGACACUAUGGCUCGUAAGUUUCUGAAGGAAAACUAUGCAGUCAUGCUCUUCCAUUAUGAUGGAAAUGUAGAUGGAUGGCGUCAUCUUGAGUGGAGUGAUAAGGCCAUACACAUCCUUGCUCACAACCAAACAAAAUGGUGGUUUGCUAAGCGUUUUUUGCAUCCUGAUGUCAUGGCUAUCUAUGAUUUCAUCUUUCUAUGGGAUGAAGACCUUGGAGUGGAGAGCUUCAACCCAAGAAGAUAUCUUGAUAUAAUGGUUUCAGAAGGCUUGGAAAUAACACAACCUGCUCUGGACCCUGAUCUAUCAACCGAUAUCCACCAUCGGAUCACAAUCCGCAAUAAGAUGACAAAAGUUCACAGGAGAAUAUAUGACAAUCGGCCUAGUAUGAAUUGUUCUGAUGAGAGCAAAGGACCUCCUUGUACAGGGUGGGUAGAGGGCAUGGCACCAGUUUUUUCUCGUGCUGCUUGGAAAUGUGUAUGGCAUCUGAUUCAGAACGAUCUGAUUCAUGGAUGGGGCCUUGACAUGAAGCUUGGCUAUUGUGCUCAGGGUGAUCGAACUGAGAAAGUUGGUGUAAUUGACAGUGAGUAUGUUGUUCAUCAAGGGAUACCAUCUUUAGGAGGGCCAUCGCUUAGCAGCAAGACACCUCGAAGAUCAUUGGAUUUGAGGACCCAUAUACGAAGGCAAUCAUCGGCUGAGCUAGAGAAGUUCAAAGAGCGGUGGAACAGGGCUGUAAGGGAAGAUGAAGGAUGGAAGGAUCCUUUCGAUUCUUGAUUACUUUGAGAGCAGAGUGUGACACAUCUAAUAACAAAGCUGGCCAGUGGCCAGUCACAGCAGUAGAGAAGCGGAGGCCAUCCCAUCUGGAGAGCUACAUUUGGGCCCUGCUUCAUGUCAAAAACAGUUGGUUUGUUAUAGGAUGAUGAGACAGAUGGCUGGUUAUAGGAUGAUGAGUUACACUUACACACACCAUAAUUUUAUCCUCAUGAGACAAAAGAAGUAGCGGAAACAUUAUCGUCAAUACAAGGAGGAGCUGAUGGGGAAGGUGAAACUAACCAGGGACUUCAAACAGUGCUGCAAUUUCCCCUUGAAAUAUCUGUUCGGCUAGAGUUGUAUAGUGACAUGAUAUACACACUUGUGCAGUUAUUUAAUGAGGAAUCUUACAUACAUAGCCUAGAGCAGUUUUACCUGCUUGCCUAGCUGAAUUCCAUGAGUCAGAAACAAAUAGUAUGAGGUCUGUAUUUUUUUUUUAGCAAAUUAAGAGGAUGGCACGGCGUAUUUUUGUGUUACCGCACCGAGGUUGCCGCUCUCUUUAUUUAUCAAUAUAUAAAGGUUCUGUACAUGUACUUGAACAGUGUUUUGAGUGUCAUUCAACUUACCGAGUGUA